Molecule: messenger RNA, 600 nt
Organism: Hibiscus syriacus
Lineage: Eukaryota; Viridiplantae; Streptophyta; Magnoliopsida; Malvales; Malvaceae
Exons: 1
Coding region: 1-600 (199 amino acids)
Source: RefSeq, a predicted model, not a curated record
AUGCGUGAGGAGGCUAGACGUUUAUUCCUCCCUUGUACCAACUGGAGUCUUAUUAAAGGUAAAUGGAUCCGGGACAAUAUCCGGGAUUGCAUGGCGAAGGUAAUCUGGCACAGACUGAUCUGGUUCCCUUCUCACAUCCCUAAAUUAUCUCUUAUCUCAUGGAUGGUCAUUUUUGAUAGAUUGCCUACUAAAGAUAGGCUUGUCCGGUUUGGUUUGGUUAUUGAUAACGUGUGUGGUUUGUGUGGCUCUGGCAUUGAAUCUCGAGAUCACCUUUUUGCUAAAUGCCCUUUUGCAAAGGAAGUGUGGGGUAUUGUUCUAAUUUCUUGUGAUGUUCGUUAUGACCUGAACAGUUGGGAUGAUGUUUUCAACUGGCUGAUUGCAAAUUUGAAGGGCAUAUCCCUUAGAGUUCGUAUCAUGAAGCUUGCUUGGACUGGUCUGCUGUAUUCUAUCUGGGAAGAGCAUAAUCAUAGACUCUUUCGAGGCUCGACUCACUCGGUUGAUGUAGUUGUAAAUUGCAUAAAAGAGGCUGUUAGAGUCAAGUUGUGUAGAUUUGGUUAUCCUAGGAUUGAUGAUGUUAACAUGCAUUUAUACUUGAACUAG